CUCCUGGCAACAGCCCGGGCGAGUUCUCGAUCAACGUUCCAAAUAGAAUGCUGUACAGAAAAGGAGUGCAUGUUUCGCGUUGAGAAACAUGGGCCAGCCUUGUACAAGAAGAAACAACUACCUUCCAAGAAAGUGUACUGUUUCAUGUCUUCUAUAAAUGUGUAUCUACAACAACAAGACUGCCGACAAUUUUCAGAACGUGCGUAAAUUAAUUUAAGGUAAAAUACCAAGUGCUGUCAGCAGGCAAAAUAGUGCAAGAGUGUGCGACCAACAACAAACAAAUAACAGUGAACUACGAAAAGAUAGGACGACCAAGAAGAAGCAAAGGUUUGGGGUGGUGGUAGGCUAUGAGGAGAUGCAACAUUUUGUUACUCUUUCGACUUUUAGAAAAUUAAACAUUUUGUUUUGCGACGUUAAACGCAUCUGAUUAUUGCGUAAACCAUUGGGACUGUAUUCAUGUAUGCUGUUUCGAGAGACCGUCACUUUCCAUCAAAUAAACUGUGAAAUAACGAUUUAUUUAAUCAAGAAGGCACACAAAACGACUUGCCAAGUAGUUACGAACCAUGAUGAAAUUCCAUAAUUCGGACCUAUGGAUUGCUUGGUUGGUUUUAUUUUGCCUGGAAGUGAGCGUGAGGGCGUUGGAUGUCACAGUGACCCAGAGCAGCAUCCAGGUAGCCCGCGGCCAGGCGGCCAUCUUGCCCUGCUCCUUCUCCACCAGCGCUGCCCUCAACAACCUCAACAUUAUCUGGAUGGUCAUCCCGCUGUCCAAUGCCAAUCAGCCCGAACAGGUGAUCAUCUACCAAGGUGGACAAGUGUUCAGUCUAGCCAACCACUUAAACGGCCGGGUGGGUUUCGUGGCCACCAUGCCGAGUACAAGUGCCUCUAUCUUCAUCAACAACACCCAGCUGUCAGACACGGGGACCUACCAGUGCCUGGUCAACAACCUCCCCGACAGAGGGGGGCGCAAUAUCGGGGUCAUCGGCCUCACCGUGCUGGUGCCCCCGUCGGUGCCCUCAUGCCGUGUCCAGGGCACGCUGGACGUGGGCGCUGACAUCAUGCUGAUGUGCAGCAGCGAGGAGGGGAUCCCCACGCCCAGCUACUCCUGGGUGAAACUGGAGUCGCUGCCCAAGCUGCCCCACACCGCCAUGCAAGACCAGAUGCAAGGGACCGUAACACUAAGGAACAUCAGUACCAGUACCUCUGGUCUGUACCAGUGUACAGCCUCCAACGCCAUCGCCAAGAGCACCUGUCUACUCAACCUGCAGGUUGUGGCACCCCAGCCCCAGAGUGUGGGUCUCAUAGCUGGCACCAUUGCCACGGGCGUGUUGGCUGUCAUCAUCUGCUCUCUACUGGUGCUGGUGACACUCUUCUACUGGAAGAACAAGAACAAAUACGAGGAGGAGGAGAUACCCAACGAGAUCAGGGAGGACGACCUGCCCCCUAAGAGGUCGUCUUCAGUGAAAGCGUUUCACGCCGAUGCCUCAUCCUCUGAGAACGACACCCUGACGUCCACCAACACGUACAACAGCCGCUAUUGGCACAACCCCAAGCCCAACUACGACACCAACUCCUACACCCGCUACAACGGUGACACGCGCCAGACGUUCUCUACGGGGCAGGCGGGUCACACAGGUCAAACGGGGGGACAUGCAGCGCACACAGGACACGGGACGCUAGCUCCGCCAGGCUCUGCACCCCUGGCCCGCCAGGCCUACUCUAAUGGUAGCCACACACUCCCCCCGCCCAAGACUCUGGUGGUCACCACCAACUCUGCCCCGUCCCCUCCCACCAUGGUGCGCAGCAAUGGCUCGGUGAGCCUGAAGCCCGUGACGGUGGCAUCGCAUGGCGGGUACACACACUCGUACGCCGUAAGCCAGGCCACGCUGGAGCGCAUGGGCGCCGUGCCCGUCAUGGUGCCAGCCCAGAGCAGAGCAGGCUCUCUGGUCUAAAGUAAACUGUUACUGGGCUGAACCAGCCUGCCUCCCCACUUCUCUGAUUCUCCCUUUUUAACUCAUAAACAGGAUUUUACAAUACCGACUUCAUCUAAUGCCAACGUCUCCAAGUACAGGACCCCGAUUAAAAACAGCUCCAGGUGUUCUAUUCCUAUUGGUUGGUUUUGUAUCUCUUCUUGGGUGUGGUUGUCUCGCACUGGUUCCUUGGAUUAAAUGGCUGUAACCAAUGGGAUUAUCGCACAAAAAUUACACAUAAUCUUCGGACUUUUCAUGUGAUUGUGGCUGUGGGUUAUGGACUCAUCACGACAGUGAGCAUUAACCGUUUAAUGUCUGUUUUAACCACAUCUAGACACUCCGAAUCCUGCAAGUCCCCAGGGAGAGACAUCCGAUCGUGCAUGUAUAUUCUAUUGAAAACUAACAGCCAGAUUCUUGCUAUUAUUUCAUAUCACUCAGCUAAUUGCGGUGAUAAUAAUUGUUUUGUAUCUUUAAAAAUUGACAGAGAUGUUCUUUGAUUCACUGCAGUGGUCUUACAUGAACAGAACCAUGGCGGUGGGAAUGGCCUUAGAAGAGCAGAGAGUUACAGAAGGGAUUUCUGCUGAAGUACCAAAUAGCAGAGACACAGAAUGGCACAACACAGUAGGCCGGUCCCGUAAUUGGACAGAGGUUUUCGGAUUCUGUCCGUUAGUUCCAACUUCAACAUGUUCAUUUGUUGUUGUUUUUGUUUUUGCACAGCAGCACACUUUCAUCACCAACUCCUCUGAAGAAAUGUCUUAUUAUGGAACGGUCUUAAUGAAUGCGUCCCCUGACCUCUACAGUGUUACGAAUGGGAGAGAAAUACCGUAGCCGCUCUAGCGCAAACUUGUAAGGGUUCAGCAUUUAUCUUGAUUUGAUCCAGUAUUGAUAAUUAUGGUUUUACCUCAAGAUUCUAAUAUAUAUAAAAAUAUAAAAAUAAACUUUCCCUGAAACUUGAAUCUGCAGUUUGAGAUAUACUGACAGUGUCUAUGGAAGUAUGUGCUAUCGUAAACAUGCUGCCGAUUCGUGUUUUUUUUAAAACAAAAUCCAAAUCUCACAUCGGUGCUGCUUUGACAAUAAAACAUCUUAUUUCAUACAUCCUUUCUAAGAAAAAUGCUAUUUAAAGGGGAUUUCCCUUGAGAAUGCUAACAAUCACUGUUCUGUACCUACUGUCAAUGUUGCAACUACUGGUAGGCGUUUGAAAAUUGAAAAGAAAUACUUUUAUUCCCAAUGGAUGCAUAUUUUACAACUCGUGUGUCUUAACUCAAGGUCUUUUCAUUUCUGUCAACAGACACUGAACUGGGUUUUGUAGACGGUUGUCUUGCGUUUGUUAAGAAGGGACGUCUGUAGGAGCCCUCUGAGGGUGGAGCUGCAAGUUUGGGCGGUGCAAUUCAUACAAAAUGUAUCGCAGAAACCUGUAUACUAAAACGACUGUCUGCGUCUCUUGAUAGUAAUAAUAAUACUAUUAAUAAUGUAACCCUAGUGGAAACAAACGUAUACUCUACCAAUUGUUUUCCAGGGCAGUUGGAUUUUUUUUUACAGCUCCAAAAUCCCAGCUCUAAUUAUCCACAAUGAUAGUUGACAAUAAAGGGAAUACCACCUGUAUGAAAUAUCUAGGUUUGUUCCAGCAGUGUUGUAAAGUGUUGCUAUUGAGGUAAGAAUCAGAACGCUUCGGAGGGCCAUAUUUUUUGGGGGGACAGCUUUUAGACCUGAAAACGGACGAUUUUAUGUUUUAUGUGAAUUUUACAAUAUUAUCGAUCCUGCUCUUUGCAUCGAAAGUCCUAGUAAUAUUCAACUUGAUCUUUCACUUGAAAGACAAUAUUGAUAUUGUGUGAUAUUAAAUAAAAUAAAAUGUUACUGUUCAUUUUCGGGUAACCUUAAAAACACUUCACUCUUGAGAAAAAGCGCCUCCUGUAUUUGGUGUCAGGAUCUUUCUCCGUUCAGUCUACAUAGACUAUACUCAAUGAUAGCUGUGUUCUCUACAGUAUGAAUUUGGCCAUUCAGUGUGCUCAAAGCUGAGUGUUAUUGAAGUUCAUUGAAAUACGCUCCAGUAAGAAUCCAUUAGAUGCAUUCAAUUGAACCUCCUCAAGUAAAUCAACGAGGAUGGUGAGCGCAACUUUCCGUCCUGAAGCAAUAAACACCAACCAGGUGAACCACAUUAGGAGGACUUGUUGAUGUACAAGAUCUUUAUCAAACGGUUCCUUUUCUCUCACACUUUGCUCAUUGGCUGAGGUCCCUGCUCAUUGGCUUAUGUGUUAUGUCUCAUUCCAUCUGUCAGGGAACCAAGAUUAUAUUCAUCACUUAAUCAUUCAAAAGAUAUUGUUUGAUUUGAACUCAAAUUGGCUAUGACUAAAACACUGUUGGGUAUGAUCAGGUAAUACUCACAACUUUAGAGAGUAUUCUUUGCGUAUGUUUGGCGUUCGGGAGACUUGUUUCAACAUCAGAGUGCAUCCAUAUGAUUUAUGUGUGUACUCUUAUGUACAGGGCCUUCAGAAAGUAUUCAUACCCCUUGACUUAUUCCACAUGUUGUUGUGUUACAGCCUGAAUUUUUUGAAAAGGAAAUACAGAAAUAUCUCAUUUACAUACUGUAUGUAUUCACACCCCUGAGUUAAUACAUGUUAGAAUCACCUUUGGCAGUGAUGACAGCUGUCAGGCUUUCUGGGUAAGUCUCCAAGAGAUUUGCACACCUGGAUUGUACAAUACAUGAACAUUAUUAUUUUCAAAGUUCUUCAAGCUGGUUGUAGAUCAUUGCUAGACAGCCAUUUUCAAGUCUUUCCAUAGACUUGAAAGCAUACCACUGCAUACCAACCUGCAUACUACUGCUAGCUUGCUUCUGAAGCUAUGCAGAGUUGGUCCUGGUCAGUUCUUGGAUGGGAGGCCAGAUGCUGCUGGAAGUGGUGUUGGAGGGCCAGUAGGAUGCACUCUUUCCUCUGGUCUAAAGAAUAUAUCCCAAUGCCCCAGGGCAGUGAUUGGGUGCGCUUGUGUAGGGUGCUGUCUUUCGGAUGGGACAUUAAACAGGUGUCCUGACUCUCUGAGGUCAUUAAAGAUCCCAUGACUCUUAUCGUAAGAUUAAGGGUGUUAACCCUGGUGUCCUGGCUAAAUUCCCAAUCUGGCCCUCAAACCAUGUCACCUAAUAAUCCCCAGUUUAAAUUGGCUCAUUAAUCCCCCUCCUCUCCCCUGUAACUAUUCCCCAGGUUGUUUCUGCAAAUGAGAAUGUGUUCCCGGGCAAUUUACCUGGUAAAAUAACAGAUAAAUAAAAAGAUGUUCAAGCUGAUUUGCUGUCAGCUGUCAGAACUAUAACUUGGCCACUCAGGAACAUUCACUGUGUUCUUGGUAAACAACUCCAGUGUAGAUUUGGCCUUGUGUUUUAGGUUAUUGUCCUGCUGAAAGUUGAAUUAAUCUUCCAGUGUCUGGUGGAAAGCAGACUGAACCAGGGUUUCCUCUAGGAUUUUGCUUGUGCUUGGCUGAAAAACUCACUAACCCUUAAUGAUUGCAAACAUACCCAUAACAUGAUGCAGCCACCACUAUGCUUGAAAAUAUGGAGAGUAGUACUCAGUAAUGUGUUGUAUUAAAUGUGCUCCAAACAUAACACUUUGUAUUCAGGACAAAAAUGACAUUGCUUUGCCACAUUGCAGUGUUAAUUUAGUGCUUUGUUGCAAACAGGAUGCAUGUUUGGAGUAUUUGUAUUCUGUACAGGCUUCCUUCUUUUCACUCAGCCAAUUAGGGUAGUAUUGUGGAGUAACUAAAAUGUUGUUGAUCCACCCUCAGGUUUCUCCUAUCACACUAACUCUUAAAGUCACCAUUGGCCUCAUGGUGAAAUCCCUGAGAGUUUUCCUUCCUCUCUGGCAACUGAGUUAGGAAGGACACCUGUAUCUUUGAAGUGACUUGGGUGUAUUGAUCCACCACCCAAAGUGUAAUUAAUAACUCCACCAUGCUCAAAGGGAUAUUUAAUAUCUGCUUUGUUGUCACACAUUUACCAUUAGGUGCCCUUGUUUGCGAGGCAUUGGAAAACCUCCCUGGUCUUUGUGGUUGAAUCUGUGUUUAAAAUUCACUGCUCGACUGAUUGUAUGUGUGGGGUAAAGGGAUGAGGUAGCCAUUAAAAAAUCAUGCUAAACACUAUUAUUGCACACAGAGUGAAUCCAUGCAACUUAUUGUUGGUAUUGGUAUUUUAUUAGGAUCCCCAUUAGCUGUUGCAAAAUCAGCAGCUACUCUUCCUGGGGUCCACACAAAACAUGAAACAUUACAUAAUACAUAAUAUAUGUGAGCACAUUUUUACUCCUCAACUUAUUUAUGCUUGCCAUAACAAAGGGGUUGAAUAGUUAUUGACUCAAGACACUCCUAAUUUUCAGUUAAUUAAUUUGCGAACUUUUCUAAAAACACAAUUCCACUUCAUGGAGCAUUGUGUGUCGGCGAGUGACAAAAAAAAAAAUAUCAAAAUUGAAUACAUUUUAAAUUCAGGCUGUAACACAACAAAACAGGGGAAAAGUCAAGGGGUGUGAAUACUUUCUGAGAAGGCAGUGCGUAUGUUCACUAGCUUGUUGUGUCUGGUCAGACAGACAGACACAUCUGCUCGUUAUCUCUGAAAACGAUUUUUAAAGAGCCACAGGUUCAUGUCAGAUGAGGUAUGGGUAUCUGUUUCCUCGGUUAGACAUCUCUUGGGGCGAAUCCUAACUUCCACUUAAAUGUUUACUUAGUCAAGCAUUGAUGUCAAUGAGAGAAGAAGUCAAAAUUCAACUUAAAAGUUAGGAUUUGUCCCUUAAUGAACCUGGCCUGAAACACAACUACUUGAACUAAACCCAGACAAGUGAUGGUGGAUUGUCUGCUGUGGCCAAAAGUUCAUGUGUAUAUAGAUAUAUUGCCAAUAGUAAACAUUGUAAAUAUGUAAAAUAUAUAUUGUGUUUAAAAGUGGGAUUGAUAUGAAAUAUGACAUUAACACUGGAAGUUGUAAUUAAUAAAUAUUGUUAAUACAUUCUAACUGUAGUUGUGUUAAUUGACUUAGUCAUUUUAAGACUUAUUAUUAUAGGAAUACAGCUGAUCUUAUUGGUAGUAUACACCGAGUAUGCCAAACAUUGGGAGUGUAACAGUAUAGCUUCCGUCCCUCUCCCCACCCCUACCUGGGCUUGAACCAGGGACCCUCUGCACACAUCAACAGUCACCCUCGAAGCAUCGUUACCCAUCGCUCCACAAAAGCCACGGCUCUUGUGGAGCAAGAGCGAGUGACGUCACCGAUCGAAACGCUAUUAGCGCACACCACCGCUAACUAGCUAGCCAUUUCACAUCGGUUACAGAAGCACCUUCCCAUUUUGCCCUCAGAACAGCCUCAAUUCGGCAGGGUAUGGACUCGAAAAGGUGUCAAGUGUUCAAUAGGGAUGCUGGCCCAUGUUGACUUCAAAGCUUCCCAAAGUUGGGUCAAGUUGGUUGGAUGUCCAUGCCAUGAGACAAUUGAGACUGAAUUGAAUGGAUUGUGGAUGUCUGCCAUUCAGAGGGUGAAUGGGCAUGACAAAAGAUUUAAGUGCAUUUA
Oncorhynchus masou masou (cherry salmon) is the source of this 7485-nucleotide messenger RNA. Its product is annotated as immunoglobulin superfamily member 11-like. The coding region runs from base 564 to 1949 and encodes 461 amino acids. Gene Ontology annotation, cellular component: cell-cell junction. The record is from RefSeq and is a predicted model, not a curated record. Lineage: Eukaryota; Metazoa; Chordata; Actinopteri; Salmoniformes; Salmonidae. The transcript is spliced from 7 exons.